Molecule: messenger RNA, 377 nt
Organism: Monopterus albus (swamp eel)
Lineage: Eukaryota; Metazoa; Chordata; Actinopteri; Synbranchiformes; Synbranchidae
Product: zinc finger protein 292-like
Exons: 2
Coding region: 60-335 (91 amino acids)
Biological process (GO): regulation of transcription by RNA polymerase II
Cellular component (GO): nucleus
Molecular function (GO): DNA-binding transcription factor activity, RNA polymerase II-specific; DNA binding
Source: RefSeq, a predicted model, not a curated record
GUUGAUGGUGUGUGUGUGUGUUGUGUGGUUGCUGCUACGAGCAAGGCUAGACAGGCAGUAUGGCGGAGGAAGCCAGUGCGUACGAGUUAGAGGGGCUAGAAAAUCAAUUGGAGAAUUUGUUAAGCUGUUACUCAAGUGAUGCACUGCGAGUCGAUAGUAAACUGUUCUGUUCUGAGUUUUGCAAGCUGGUGGAGGAGUACGCUUCUCACUGGCAGGUGCCUCUGCCUCAGCUCAGGAUCCUUGAGAUAGCUCUUGUCUACUUCACUCAAGCCUCCAGCUUCUUCACAUCAAACUGUGAUCAUGUGGUUCAUACGCUCAGUAGUCUGGCCUUGUAAGUACACAGACGUCCCUAGAGAGGUGCUUUUCAGUCUUUGCAC